AUGAAGAAUGGGAUGAUAGAAUGCAGUGUUUUCCAUUCUAGAUUCGUAUCCCCAAAUGCCAAAACCGUCUCAAGGAUUUAUGAUUGGCACAUGAGUAAGAUAUCAUCAAAGCAUCGUGCCCUCAAUGUCUUAUUGGUUGUUGGUGAUUGUAUCCUAGUUGGUUUACAACCUAUUUUGGUGUUUAUGUUCAAGGCUAGGCGUCAGAAAAUUGGAGAGAAGUCCCUUCACUCAGUUUUCGCAUUUGUGCAGGCUGCCCGCAACAAUAUGCUUCUUGUUGUUCUAGCACUUCUAUAUGCUAUCAAUAACUACCUCAAGUUCAUCAUGCAGCUUUAUUUUAAUUCUGCAACUAUGAAGAUGCUUAGCAAUCUGAAGGCUUUGGUAAUUGCAGUUUUGUCGAAGAUAAUUGUGAGACGUCAUUUUUCCAUGAUUUAGUGAGAAGCUCUUGCUCUGUUGCUCAAUGUGAUUAGUGUUAAUCAGAUGCGUUCUCUACUUGAAGGUUCCACUGCUUCAGGCCUCCCAAUGGUUAUGGGUGCAUAUCUUUAUACAUUGAUCUUUGUAACUGUUCCGUCUUUAGCCUCAGUCUACAAUGAGUAUGCACUGAAGAGCCAUUAUGAUACAAGCAUUUAUCUUCGGAACUUAUUUUUAUAUGGGUAUGGUGCUAUAUUCAACUUUCUUAGAAUUGUGGCAACUGCCGUUGUGAAAGGUCCUAGUAGCUUUGACAUCCUGCAUGGACAUUCAAAGGAUACCAUGCUUUUGAUAUUUAACAAUGCGGCACAAGGAAUUUUAUCCUCCUUUUUUAAAUAUGCUGAUACAAUUUUGAAGAAGUAUUUGUCAACAGUAGCCACCAUCUCUACAAGCAUAGCCUUUGCUGUAAUGUUUGGUCAUACACUGACCAUUAACUUUAUUUUAGGAAUUUCUAUUGUGUUUAUCUCUAUGUACCAGUUCUUUUCACCUCUUUCAAAAGUCAAAGAUGAUGAACAAAAUGGGAAGCUGGAGGUAAUGGACAUUCAGGAUGACCACAGGUUGAAGGAUUCAUCUUCCAUAAAUAUGGUGGUAGGAACGCAUAAGCAGGAGGGUACUCCAUUCGGUCAUGAAAGUAGGAGCACAUAG
Vitis vinifera (wine grape) is the source of this 1110-nucleotide messenger RNA. Its product is annotated as CMP-sialic acid transporter 2-like. Lineage: Eukaryota; Viridiplantae; Streptophyta; Magnoliopsida; Vitales; Vitaceae. Gene Ontology annotation, molecular function: pyrimidine nucleotide-sugar transmembrane transporter activity. The record is from RefSeq and is a predicted model, not a curated record. The transcript has 2 exons. Gene Ontology annotation, biological process: pyrimidine nucleotide-sugar transmembrane transport. Gene Ontology annotation, cellular component: Golgi membrane.